AUGGUGACCGGCCCUCCUUCCGGGCCGGUCGUAGACACCGUGAUGAUUGAUAAUGAUGAAAAAUCUAGUGAUGAGGGAGCUUCUCUAUAUAGAAGACGACGAUCAUCAUCAUCUCAACAGGAUGCUCGACCUAUUAAGACAGUUACACGAAUCGAGGACGAUGCCUCGGCGCUUUGGGGAGAGUUUGAUUUGGUAGAUACUGCCAACUCCCAUUUUCGGGCCCCAAUUGUUUUUUCUGCAACUGCUACAUCAUCUCCACCGGUCGCACCUGACCACGAAGAAGGUGUUCCUAUUCCCCAGUACCCAGUUCAUGGGAAUUUGGGGCAAAAUUAUGUUGCCCCUUCUGAAGAUCCACAAAGGAGGAGGAAUGUUACUCUUUCGGUCUCUACUGGAUGCAACUUGCUAUCCCGACCGGUGGAGCUUGCUAAUUAUAUGAAACCUUUGGCUUCACUGAAAGAUUGGGAAAAGAUUCAGGCACUCUCGGGAGAGUGUUUGUUGAAUAAUGCCAUACACAAUGCCGCAGUGGCUAACUUUCUUGCUUCCGAGGGCCUUCAGAGGUUGAUUCGUAAGAAGGAGGAACUUACUUCCGUGUGGGUUAAGCUUUUGGUUGAACGGGACCAAGCCGUUAUUCGCCUCUCGGAAUUGGAAACCAGAGCAGCUGAGGCUGUCGUAUUGGAGACUCGUUUGCAGCAAAGCGAGCAAGAAGUGGUGGGAGGUCCAUCAUGGACAGUGAAACUUGGAAGAAGAGAUUCAACAAUUGCAAGUAAGACACUUGCUGAAACAGAUCUCCCCGGUCCUUUUGAUCCUCUUAAUAGGCUUAUUUCUAGCUUUGCAAGCAAGGGACUUAGCACAAGAGAUAUGGUCGCUUUGUCAGGGGCUCACACAAUAGGCCAAGCACAAUGUUUCCUAUUUCGUGAUCGGAUUUAUGGCAAUGGAACAGACAUUGAUGCUGGAUUUGCAAGUACUAGAAGACGUCAAUGUCCUCAAGAAGGAGAGAAUGGAAAUCUAGCACCUCUUGAUUUUGUUACACCAAAUCAAUUUGAUAACAACUACUUUAAAAAUCUCAUUCAAAAGAAAGGUCUUCUUCAAUCACAUCAAGUUCUUUUCAAUGGAGGAUCGACAGACAAUAUUGUUUCUGAAUAUAGUAACAGUGCUCGAGCUUUCUCGUCUGACUUUGCUGCUGCCAUGAUCAAAAUGGGAGAUAUUAGUCCCCUAACUGGUCAAAAUGGGAUCAUAAGAAAAGUUUGUGGCAGUGUCAAUUAG
This is a messenger RNA of Nicotiana attenuata, 1263 nucleotides long. RefSeq names its product peroxidase 4-like. The record is from RefSeq and is a predicted model, not a curated record. NCBI's taxonomy places the organism in Eukaryota, Viridiplantae, Streptophyta, Magnoliopsida, Solanales, Solanaceae. Gene Ontology annotation, biological process: response to oxidative stress. Gene Ontology annotation, molecular function: heme binding; peroxidase activity.